AUGGCAAGUCUUUUUCGACGGCGUUCAACAUUUAAGGGCCUAGCACAAAGUAUUACCAAUUCAAUAGCAUUGCGCAGACUCACUAAAUCGUCUGUAGAUGUACCCCAGAAACCUAAAAUAAAGCUUGAGAACACUUAUAAACUGAAUCCAGAUGAAGGCAAGGGCUUCGUGACAUCUCGGGUACAUCGUGCUAUUACAGAUGUCCUCAAUUCUAAUUUACAAGAUGUUACAUAUAAAGCAAAUACGGCGGGUACACUCACAGAAAACCUAACCGAAAUGAUUAAAUCGCGAGUAAAAUUGUUAAUGUUUGAUAGAUAUAAGAUCGUUUGUAAUGUCAUGUUAGGACAGAGUUCUGAUCAAGGCAUGGAAUCUGCUAGUAGAUGUGUAUGGGAUGAUAAAACUGAUAAUUUCUGUUGUGUUACGUACAGGAACAAAUCUAUCAUAGUUAUAGCCACCGUUUAUGGAGUUUAUUUUGAGUGA
This is a messenger RNA of Lottia gigantea (owl limpet), 480 nucleotides long. RefSeq lists its product as hypothetical. Gene Ontology annotation, biological process: microtubule-based movement. The transcript has a single exon. Gene Ontology annotation, molecular function: dynein intermediate chain binding. The record is from RefSeq and is a predicted model, not a curated record. Lineage: Eukaryota; Metazoa; Mollusca; Gastropoda; Lottiidae. Bases 1 to 480 code for a protein of 159 amino acids. Gene Ontology annotation, cellular component: cytoplasmic dynein complex; cytoplasm.